AUGGCAUUCUGGGGCGUGGAAUUCACGACCGCUCCACUGCUGGAGUGGCGGAUGUGGACGCCGUUUCUGGCGUUUGUCAGCUUCCAGUUCGUCUUCCUCAUCGUCCACAUUGCGGCGCAAGAUGCCCUCGUCGGUGUCAUCGUUUUUCUCUCCUGUGCCUCGUGCGUGUCCUGCAUCGUCUGGCGCCGUGCAGCGGUUCUGUUGGCGAAUUUCGUGAUGCAGUGCUUCCUCUUCUUCGUGCUGUUAGUUUGUGCAGUCACGGGGGCAUCGUCCAUGGCAGGACUGCACGAAAACAAGCGGUACAUGGCGCUCAUUGUCUUCCAAUUUCUGGCUUUCUCACUUGGCCUCGCAGCCUGCGGCGCUCUGGCGUACCGCUUCAAACGAACGGCGCCGGUCCUUCCCGUCGCUGCUCCCGUUCGAAAGCCGCCGAUCGAGUUCUGCGAGGAAGUUCGCCGGACUUCGUCUCACCAGAGUCUCCGUUCGAACGGCACCGACAGCGGACUGCUUACGACCUUGUUUGGAUUCGUUUCCUCCAGUAGUCCGUCGAUCUGUUGGAGUCAGUGCCUUUCGGACGCAGAGGUGAAGACUGCGAGUACCGAGGCGUCCCGGAGCCUCGCGCCAGCCUCUGAGAAAAACUCCCCCGCGCCGAUCGACAAAAGUGCUGCGCUGGGCCUCUGCAACCGCAGAGAGAUCUGCGCCGCUGAAGGUCGUGAGGGUGACUGGUUUCUGUCUCAGAGUCUCCGACAGGACCAGGACAAAGAGCAAGUCUAUCAGGACGCCCUCGGAAGCUUUCCGGCGUCGUCAAGUCUUGUCGCUUGCCAGGCGCCUUCUCAAAGGGAAGUCCCUCCCGCCGCCCAAGUGCCAGCUUGCGCUCUCUCCUCCCUAGCUCCGUGUCUCAACGCCUCUUUGGUUGGAGAAGAGGUGUCCUCUGCGGGAGCGCUCGGGGACGAGCGCGACUUGCAUCGGGAUUCGGGCGAGAGCAUCGUGGUCUUCAGCGCAACUGACGACAAGGGAGUCUUUUUCUUGCGAACCACCAGCGUCUCUCCUGCUCCUUCGCCGACGCACCUGGACAGCGAAGCGUCGUCCUUCGAUCUGGCUGCUCAACCUUUGGACGCGAACCCGCAGGCCGACGCGAGACGAGAACCGGAAUCCCUCCCGCCGCAACCUUCGGACACUCCAGCGACGACCGAGCCGAGACGCUACCGUGUAGGCGCGUAUUCGUGCGAAGACUAUGCCUACCGGCAAACGAGUGACGGCGAGCCGCCUGCUACGUAUAUCGUUCAGCUCUCCGACACGGACUGCAGUGGAGGUAACCGCUCGCCCGGGGCCGGGGCAGACGGAGCGAGAGGCUCGCCGAAAACUGGCCUGGCGAUCGAGCAAGGUCCGCCGUCUCCUCUUCAAGAUGCGUGGAAGGCUCUGAAAAGGAAGUCCCGGAGGUCUGUGCAGCAUGCGAUCCAUUACCUCAGCAGCGGUGAGGCGCCGUCCGAUCGCUCCGGGAACGCGGUUCCUGUUGAUGGCAGCGGGCACAACGAAUGCGGCCAAACUCCACAAGACUCACGAACGGCGCAGGGCGGAGAAUCGCCAACCGGGCCCAUCCACGAGGGCGCCAGUGUCAGCGGAGUAUCGAUUCCGACGGCGCUUGGAUCGUUCCGGCCGCAUAUUCACCGCGGCCUGCGAUCCCCAGUGGCGAUGUCUCCUGAAGACGUCAGCCCCUCUGCUCCUGGCAGCACAGCGACUGGCGAUCAAGACACGACAGCGGAGCCUAGUGGUAACGUUCAGACGCUGUCCGACACACUAGAAGCCGGCGGUUCACACGUGGAAUCCACGGUGACUACGCCGGGUGCCGAGGUGAAGGUGAGCCAUGGCGGGAACAAGAUAAAAUCGCGCGUGUUUCCCUCGUCGAGAAGCAGCGACAUUUUCCCGGAGCUACGAUCUGAUGAUCAGCUAGACCAAGAAGCUGAGCAUCUUUCGGCACAGUUACCCUCCGGACAUGUGCCUGAAGACGCCCGUACAGCUUGCGCAGGUGGCCGGAGCUCAGCGGCUUCCAAAACGGGGUGGGUGUCGGCGGGGAGUGAAGACCGCAGCUGUUCACAAAACACGAGAUACGCACCGCCAUCGCUUCUGCCCGGUGCGGCAGAGACCCAGGCGGAAUGGCCCGAAGAUGAUUUCUCAAGCGACGAAGGCAGCGUCAAUUUGUCCCUGAGUUCUUCGGAAGCAGAUUCCCAAGUGGGGACUCACCGCGACCAAUCUACUGGCACGUGUCCAUCGGAUUCCGCCAGUGCGGAUGAUUCCUCAAAUGCAUCUGCUGCACUCAUUCAGAAGCCAACAGGCUGCGAUAAUACACCCUCGAGGGUUCUACAGGGGGAAGGUGCCCUACCGUAG
This is a messenger RNA of Neospora caninum, 2382 nucleotides long. RefSeq names its product Proteophosphoglycan ppg4, related. The transcript has a single exon. The record is from RefSeq and is a predicted model, not a curated record. Bases 1 to 2382 code for a protein of 793 amino acids. NCBI's taxonomy places the organism in Eukaryota, Apicomplexa, Conoidasida, Eucoccidiorida, Sarcocystidae.